Molecule: messenger RNA, 1347 nt
Organism: Varroa destructor (honeybee mite)
Lineage: Eukaryota; Metazoa; Arthropoda; Arachnida; Mesostigmata; Varroidae
Molecular function (GO): protein binding
Source: RefSeq, a predicted model, not a curated record
ACGUGUAUAUGUAGAUGAAUGGAUAAGCGUACGAUAAACAGUUUCCUUAAAUUAAACGAUACGAACAACUCUGCAACAGUACUUUUCCUGAAUGGAUCUCCACGUUGGCAAUCACCACACCCUCAGUUCUAUAAACCGGAGGAGAAUAUAAAUUGCCUCGAUGAUUCGGAAUGUUGGAUGUGUUGGGAUACCUGUCAUAUGUUUUACACUAACUUUCGCGUGUGGGGGCACAUGUGUGAAGAAAAGAAACUCUGUUUCCCCGGCUGCCAGGAAUCGUGUCGUUUCCAUAACUCACACCCAGAACUUGUCAUCCAAGAAGGUCAUUCCGAUACUGGUGUUGUACAACCAUUGAAGUACAGCUAUCAGCCGGAGAGCGACGCGUUUCGUCUGCAGUGGACGAGGCCCAAGGAAGACUACCAAGUCGGGCAGCUAGUUUACGUGUUGUUGAUACGGGACGAACUCUCUGGCGACUGGGAACAGUUACAACAAACCUUCUACCACAACGUUACAGUACGCCGAGGCCUUAUUAAGUCGUCAUCACACAUCCGACUCAUUUCCUAUGACUCUGAAGGCAGAACCGCUGAAAUAGUGAAGCUGUGUUCUGAACUGAACGUUAGUCCGAACAGGGAAUAUAUUGAGGAGAUGUAUAAAGACCAAGGGUACUUUGAUAACAUUGUCCCAGGCUACAUUGGCUAUCGUAAAGGAUCUUCGAUGGAACAGUGGAAACCGGCCGUUCAGUCACUACGAGAUUCCAACAAACACGUUGGUGGUGUUGAUGCCGUUAUUUCCUGGGCGCAUGUGCCACACAAAGCACAAACUAAAUACGUUGUCGAAUGGAAACAGGCAGAUCAGACUAUCGACAUCACUGGACAAUUGUCCACCUAUAAUAACGUCGGUACCUUGACCCUGUGGCCAAACACAAUGUACCAGCUGACCAUCAGAGCUUUUGUGCCUGGCAUCCGUGACCCUAUCGCGCGCAGUAUCACUAUUAUUAUCAAUACAGCUGAUUUCGACGGUGCCGGCCUGUGGAUACCCAUCAACUACGUCACGAUAGGCGCUGUUACAGCUUUUAUUUUAACUGGCGCAAUAACUUUUAUCGUCAUACGGUUCUAUCGUCGUCAGCGCGCUCGUCCAGUCGACACGAUCCCAACAAUCCAGCCUACAGCUCCAAACAAAAUAGGCUCAUCUUUUCGACAUGCCUCAGUGAAAAGACAGUUGUCCUCACUCGGUACACGCCUUUCUCAAGGACCACUCAGUCCAUCAGUUAAGCACAAUCGGCUGAUUGAAGAGGAUCCUUCAUUCUCUUCAGAUCCUCGUCACAUGCCAGACAGCGGCUGUAACGUUUAA